CUGAUAGCUGUCAGUGCACACUGAAUCUUCCAAGUGAUCCCACGUUAAUAGUUGGUUGACGUCCACAGUGAACAGACGACUUUUGGCAAUAAUUUGUUUGUGGUUACCGGUUGCUAUUUAUGAUACUGAUUACUAGCAGGUAAAAAGAAAAAGUGAUACCUCCCUGUUGGCAGAUAUAAACCGAUAACAGUGACAUUUGAGUGUGAAGUUUCAUUUUGGGAUUCAUUGUGCCCCUGUGCAGUAGUUAACGUUCAUAACGAUUUUUGUGAUUCAAAGUGCUACUUCCGUUGUCUGCACACAGCAGAAUGAUUGACGAAAUUAUGGAUUUUGACGGAAUGGCUAAUCUGUCUUUGACUUCUACAAACGAUGUGGAUUCAUGGAUCGCCCAGUUAAAGAAGAAGGAACCUUUGUCAUUGAAGGACGUUGAUAACUUGUGCAAGAAGGUGCAAGAGGUUUUAGUGGAGGAGAGCAAUCUGGUUGAGGUCUCAUCGCCCGUCACGAUCUGCGGAGACAUCCACGGCCAGUUCUAUGAUCUGUUGGAGCUCUUCAAAGUGGCCGGAGAACCACCUGAGGUCAAUUAUCUCUUCAUGGGAGACUACGUGGAUCGGGGAUAUUACUCUGUGGUCGUGGUUUCCCUCCUGCUGGCGCUCAAGCUCCGUUACCCCCAACGCGUCACCCUACUACGAGGCAACCAUGAAUCCCGCCAAACUACACAAGUUUACGGGUUUUACGACGAAUGUUUCAGCAUUUACAACACGUCGGCUGCGUGGUCGCACUUCAUGGCAGUCUUCGACACCCUCCCUCUCUCCGCCGUCGUCGACGACAGCAUUAUGUGCAUGCACGGUGGUUUGUCUCCUUCCUUGGACACCUUAGACCAGAUUAGGAUCCUGGACAGAUUUCAGGAACUGCCACAUGAAGGCGCCAUGUGUGAUCUGUUGUGGUCUGAUCCUGACGAUUCCGGGUGGAGGGCUGGCUGGAGCAUGAACGCUCGCGGAGCUGGGUACAUGUGGGGAACGGAUAUUUCGCACGACUUUACACACAAUAAUGGACUCGAAUGUGUUACACGAGCACAUCAAGUGAUGGACGGCGGUUUCCAGUGGUGUCACGACGAGAAGGUUGUCACUGUCUUCUCUGCCCCAAAUUAUUGCUACAGAUGUGGAAAUCUGGCUGGCUACAUGGUCGUCGAGGAUGGAAUGCAUUCUUGUCACACCUUCGAAGCUGCGCCACGAGAGAAAACGACACCCAUAAUGAGGAAAAGCUUAGGUGGAUAUUUCUUUUAGGAUAUAAACCUACAUAUUUGCCUUAAAAAGAGGAUCGCUGGUUCGAUUCUCUGAAACAGUAUUCGACGCCAUGAAACAAUCAUGCGUACCUGAUGUGGUGCUACGGCUGCAUAUACCGCGGCUGUAUUAACCGACUGUGAUAGAGUUACACUUUUAUGAUUUCGUAAUAAGAUAUUUUUCGUUGUGCCGGUUGUUGAUGUCCACUAUAUGUGUUUGGAUCGUAGGAGAAUAAACGUUACCUUUUCUUUGAA
Messenger RNA from Penaeus chinensis, 1531 nucleotides. RefSeq names its product serine/threonine-protein phosphatase 2A catalytic subunit beta isoform-like. Gene Ontology annotation, molecular function: protein serine/threonine phosphatase activity. The transcript has 5 exons. The record is from RefSeq and is a predicted model, not a curated record. The coding region runs from base 306 to 1280 and encodes 324 amino acids. Gene Ontology annotation, biological process: mitotic cell cycle; peptidyl-serine dephosphorylation. Gene Ontology annotation, cellular component: cytosol. NCBI's taxonomy places the organism in Eukaryota, Metazoa, Arthropoda, Malacostraca, Decapoda, Penaeidae.